CGAAGGGAGUAAUAUUUUGAUAUUCUAUUUUUUAAAAUCUUUCUCUUUCCAAAAAAAGUAACAUAAUAUCCACUUUUAUUUCUUCUGUUUUACUCGUAUUUUUCUUUUAAUUGCCUCUGUAUUGCUUGUCGAAUGGGAUAAUUUUCGACGCUACCCGGCUGAGCCCUUUAUUCGACGGCGACCGGCGACGAGCGUAUACCAACUUCUGGGCUGCCGUGCUGCGAAAUCAGGUGAUAAAAUAGUUGAAUCUUGAUGGGAUACAGAGAAAUGUUUAUUUCGAAGCUGUCAUUGACGACUUUGCUUCACAAUCCUCAGCAAGAAAUGUUUUCAAGGGCAUAAGUGUUUGUUUGAGAUCACGAGGAAUGGAAACUACAAUUGAUUGUAUGCAAUGGCUUGACACGGAUGUGACAGUGAACAUAUUUUUGUGCUUAAGUGAUUCAGCUGAUGUGGUUCAUGCCGGAGCUGUGUCACAUUUAUGGCGUCAGUUUAUGAUUGAAAAUGGGAUUUCCAAGCAAGUGUGUGAGAGAAAGUUUCCUCAACUUUCAAGCAUUGCACAUAUACCUGAACGAGGUUGUAGACCGUCUGAAUCAUCUGUUGGAUCUAGUAGUUCUGAAUUCGCGACCCUCAAGACAGAGCAUAAGGUUUAUGCUUCCUUACUUAAAGCUAUUGAGACAAUACUGGCAUCACCUCCAUCCGAGUUUAUUGAUCAUGCAAUUGGGGCUUCAAGUACAGACAAUUUCCCUCUUGAAAGUAUAAGUAAUACUUUAUAUCCAAGGGAUUCAUACGUGCGUAGGGCCUCAUAUUGGUCGAGUAAAGGACAGCGUAAUCCUGAUGUGCCCGAGACUUUAACAUACAAGUUAAAAGCCGACUUUGGUGUUGUGACUGAAUUUAGAAUACAACCGUUUGAAGCCUUCUUUCAACCUGGCAAUCCCAUAUACUCAGCAAAAUCUGUCCGGUUUCGAGUGGGCCAUCCCAAAUCCUCUACUGAAAUGUUGAGUUUGGAAUUGCCUACACAGCUGCCAGUUGAUGAUAAGUUUGUGUGGACCUACACUUCACAGGAUUUCCCAAUGAGUCAGGAGAACUGCUUGCAGGUGUUCAAGCUGCCUGAACCUAUUCUUUGCAUUGGUGGGUUUCUGCAGAUUGAGCUGAUGGGUAGGGUCCAGACACAAGAAGUGGAUGAACUGUUUUAUAUCUGUGUGAGCCAUGUUAAAGCAAUUGGCAGGCCCCUCUCCCCCGGAUUUGAAGUGCAGAUUCUUGAACAAUCCGGAAAGUUCUCAAUGACUUACAACCACGAAGCGUUCGAGUGCAUGCUGCAACCCAUGGCCGACGGGGAAGAAGAAGAAGCUUCUAGAGUGUUCUUCAACCAAGCGGAGGGACGUGUGGGUUUGUUGGGGUAUUUGUUGGGUAUUGGCAUUGAGCCAGAUGUCCCAGAUGAAAUGUAUCCAUGGGGCUAUGCUGAUGCUGAGACUGAUGAUGAUGAUGAUGAGAACAUAGCCAUCUGAUAUUAGCAAAUCUGAGCUGGAUUUUAACUUCAUGUAAAUGCAAGUUUUUAUAUUUAUGUGUGCUGCAGAAAAAAUGAUUUUACAUGAGUAAUGUGAACAGAAUGAAUUUUACAUCAAUAAUAGCGUGUGCUAAAGUAAUACGAGAAACGCUAGACUUACAAACAUUUUUAUCACAAAAUACACAAACUUACCAUUUGUGUAUUUAAAUGUUUACUUUUUAAUCAUUUGAUAUCAUUUUAUUCACUUGGUGAGAUGGACAAAUG
Molecule: messenger RNA, 1765 nt
Organism: Cuscuta campestris
Lineage: Eukaryota; Viridiplantae; Streptophyta; Magnoliopsida; Solanales; Convolvulaceae
Source: the annotation of a GenBank genome assembly